Molecule: messenger RNA, 2478 nt
Organism: Closterium sp. NIES-65
Lineage: Eukaryota; Viridiplantae; Streptophyta; Zygnematophyceae; Desmidiales; Closteriaceae
Source: the annotation of a GenBank genome assembly
AUGGUCGCACCGGUGGCUCAAAACGUCGCCGGAGCCGCUGAUUCGUUGCAGCCGCGUCCGGACUCAGAAAGCGAGGGUUCAACCCCUUCGCAUCAUCCGUCGCAGCUGUGGCAGCGGCGCAACUGGCAGCCCGCCGCGUCGCUUCAGCUCGACCCUCGCCGCCAAUCCUCGCCGGCUGGAAAUGCGGCCUUAGGCGCGGCGCGCCUCGUAAGGAGCGCAAGUGCCGCCGGACCGGCGCUUUCCGCAGAUCAUGGCGGCGCUCGCUCCGAUCGCGGUGCGAGCCUCCAUGGAGCAGCCGUACGUCCCGAGGGAAGCGCUCGGGGAAGGCCUGCGGAUUGCGGAACUGUCGGCGCGGCGGAAGGGCGCAGCGCAGGCGCGCGGCAAAUGUUCGCUCGAUCGCACAGCGUCUCGGGUGGCGCGGCGUCGUCGUCAAAGGGAGCCGGUGCGACGGGCGCGGGCGUCGCACACGCAGAUGGCGCGUCGCAGGGUCACCACGAGGCCAUCUCGCGUCCCGUCCGCGGCGCUUCCGCGUCACCGGGGUGCGUGGCCGCCAUCGCCGCCAUUCCCGGGGGGAGGCAGCCGGCGGGGGGGAGCAGCGAGUCGGCUGCGCGAGGCAAUGGCGGAACGGGCGGGAUUGUCGCCGCUGUUAGCAGCGGCGACAGUGGCGGAUCCAGCGGAACUGGCGCGCACGCAGGCAGCAUCGGGACGAACGCACGCGUGUUUCGGCGGAGCGCGAGCUGCGCGUUCAGUGCGGACGGACACGGCGAGGGGGAUGGCGGCGAGCGCACCUUGCGGAGAGGGCAGAGUCACGUAGUUAGGGGCACCAGCAACUGCGACGGCGGUGGCGGCGGACACCGGCCUGGGGUCGUGCGCGCUGACGGCGGAGCAUCAGCUGCUUCCGCCGGCGCUAGUCCAAUCAGCAAUCGGCGCGCUGGCGGCGCCGCGUUCCAGCGCGUGCUCUCCGUUUCGUCCCUCGAGGAGCCUUUCCUUGCCGGCGCCGCCCUCUCUCCCUCGCGCGCGUCACCAACGCGCCCCCUCGGACACGCGCGCCGCCACUCCACUUGCGUCAACUUCCGCGCUCUCAGUCCCACCACCCGCGCGCUUCCGCGGAAGACCGCGGAGGCAGAAUCGGCUGGCGCAAGCUCAACCCGGGCGAAAGCGGGAGAUGCUCCCCCGACUUCGCCUGUCGCCGUCACUUCCGCGCCGGUUCACGCGGCGGGAUUGCCCGCGCCGGCGCCGAGCGCGGAAAACCUUCCCGGCGGUAAUGCGUCGGCAACUUUUCCGCGGGGAGCGGCGGCGGGGCGCGCGGUAACUCGGCGGAGCGCGUCGCUGGCGUCGCUGGCGGAAUGGCAGCACGCGGGACGAGCGGAGCCCCCCGCCGCGGAGGGCGGCGCGGGCGCGAGACGCGUCGCGUCGCCAAAGCCAGCCUACUCGUUUCCACCCCGAUGCGCGUCGCUUCAGUCAAGUGACCCCAAUGAGGGACUGGCGGGUGGCAUUCACAGCGCGGCUCACAGGAGCAGCAGCAGCCAAGCCUUCGGCGUUGAUGGCAACCGUAGCAGCAACGGCUACCAUGUAACACUCGGCGGCAGCAGCAGUCACGGCGUGGCGAGCGUCAGUCCGCGACGACGCGCCAUGCUGCCCCCUCCCUCUCCCACCCACCAACCGCCGUCGCAGCAGCAGGCGCGGGAGGUGCGGAAGGAUGGCAUGUGGCGGCCCCCGCCUAUAUUCACACGGAUCAGCGCUGACGACGGCGAUGGUGGGGACGGUGAUGACGACGACGUGCCUCUAGCAGCCGUUUUCCCGUUUGUGUCACACUCGCCCAGCUCUCCGCAUGUACCCCAAGCAGCGGAAACAGCAGCAGAGGCGGCAGCGGAUCCAGCCUCGCGCGCCCUGACCCCUUCCCCCCGAUCCCCCCUCGCCUGGUCCUCCCCGCGCCUGCACUCCCCCUCUCACCCGCUCCCCCAGUCUUCUAAAGCCCCCAGGCUGCUGCGCCCCUCCGCCUCUCCCCGCGGCCCCCCUCCGCCCUCCUCCGCCCGAUCCCGCCCCACGCACGUACCCCGCUGCUCCUCCGUGCCUACCGCAGCCCUGUUGCAGGUUCGGGUGCUUGCCGGACCUCCAGCCUCGUCCUUCUCCCCCUCCCCCUCCCCCGGCCACCUCUCCUCCGCUCCCCCCUUUACCAUCACCACCAGCAGUGAUGCCCCCGCCUCCCCCAAUGCCCCCGCCUCCCCCGAUGCCCCCGCCUCCCCCGAUGCCCCUGUUUCCCCGAAAUCCCCCCCCUCCCCAAGCGCCCCCGCUUCCUUGAGACCCCCCCUCUCCCCCAGCUGGCCCUUCCCCCCGCCCCCCCCGCGCGCCCUCUGCAGCAGACCUGCCCUCCCCCGCCGCCCGGAGGCACCUGGCCAAGUUUGGGCUGCUGGAGGCACUGUGAGGGCAGAUGGGCGAGGUAGAGAGAGACGCUGUGAGGCACAUGGGCAGCUCUAG